AUGGAGAGGGCCACGCUGAGCCUGAGGAGCCUCUAUGAUCAACUGAUGCACCUGGCUGAAAUUUUAAGUGAAGGAGAUGAAUACAAGUUUAUUCAGUUGGCAAAGAACUUUGAGGAGUAUCGGAGGAAGCUGCAGAGCACAGAGCAUGAGCUGGGCAGGUACAAAGACCUGCUGAUGAAAACUGAGGCUGAACGUGGUGCCCUGGAGGUGAAGCUGAAACACGCCCGGAAUCAAGUGGACGUGGAGAUCAAACGGAGGCAAAAAGCUGAAACAGACUGUGAGAAGCUGGAGCGGCAAAUCCAGCUGAUCCGGGAGCUGCUCAUGUGUGAUUCCUCUGGGAGCAUCCAGCUCAGUGAGGAGCAGAAAUCAGCCCUGGCCUUUCUCAACAGGCCUCAGGCUUCUCUUGGGGGUUCAGGCAACAAAAGGCUGUCUACAAUAGAUGAAUCUGGCUCAAUUCUGUCAGACAUCAGCUUUGACGUGACUGAUGAGUCACUGGACUGGGACUCCUCUGUGGUGAAAGCUGUCAGGCUGAAAAGGAGACAGAAGCGGCGCUCUUCCAGGCAGUUCACUGAAGGUCCAUCAGGUCCCCAGAAGAAAAUCCGAUCCAUUGGCUCCACAGCAGACCAGGCAAAUGAAUCCAUAGUAGCAAAGACAACUCUGAUGGUCCCCAAUGAUGGGGGCCCAAUUGAAGCCAUCUCUACCAUCCAGACUGUGCCCUCGAGAAGCCGGAGGAAGAGUGGUCCUUUGCAGCCUUGGAGCAGCGAGUCAAGCAUUGGCAGCAAGCAGCUGGGGCCCAAACUGGAGAGUGAUGGCUCCAGCACCCCACAGAGCAAUGCAGGAGUGAGGCUGCAUGACUUUGUUUCCAAGACGGUUAUCAAGCCAGAAUCGUGUGUUCCAUGUGGCAAAAGAGUGAAAUUUGGGAAAAUCUCCCUGAAGUGCAGGGACUGCCGCGUGGUGGCUCAUCCGGAGUGCCGGGAGCGCUGCCCCCUGCCCUGCAUCCCCACCUUGGCAGGCACUCCUGUCAGGAUUGGAGAGGGUACUUUGAUGGACUUUGUCCCUUCUACUCCUCCAAUGAUCCCUUCCAUCAUAGUGCACUGUGUUAAUGAGAUUGAGCAGCGAGGGCUGCAUGAGACUGGCCUGUACCGCAUCUCUGGCUGUGACAAGACAGUGAGGGAGCUGAAAGAGAAGUUCCUUAGAUCAAAAAACAUGCCCUUGCUCAGUAAAGUGGAUGAUAUCCAUGCUAUCUGUGGCCUUCUGAAGGACUUCCUGCGCAGCCUGAAGGAACCUCUGCUCACGUUCCGGUUAAACAAGACUUUUAUGGAAGCUGCAGAAAUCUCAGAUGAGGACAACAGCAUUGCUGCUAUGUACCAAGCAGUUGGAGAGCUCCCUCAGGCCAACAGGGACACCCUGGCUUUCCUCAUGGUUCACCUCCAGAGGGUGGCUCAGAGCCCAGACACUAAGAUGGACAUUCCCAACUUGGCCAAAGUCUUUGGCCCCACAAUAGUUGCCCACGCGGUGUCUGAUCCUGACCCAGUGACUCUCCUGCAGGACACUAAGAGGCAGCCCAAGGUUGUGGAGAGACUGCUGCUGCUGCCCAUGGACUACUGGAGCCAGCAGAUAAUGGUGGAGCAAGAAAACAUUGACCCAGCCCAUGUCAUUGAGAACAGCAAUGCCUACUUCACUCCCCAGACACCAGAUGGCAAAGUGAGCAUGCUUGGACCCCUCACCACUCCAGAGCGGCAGCUCUCCAAGACACCAUCCUCCAGCUCCCUGUCCCAGAGGGUCAGGUCGACCUUCACCCCCAAAUUUGGGAGCAAAAGCAAGCUUGGGCAUCAGGGCACCUUCUUUGCCUCUCCUGUGCUGAAGUGA
Molecule: messenger RNA, 1869 nt
Organism: Chaetura pelagica (chimney swift)
Lineage: Eukaryota; Metazoa; Chordata; Aves; Apodiformes; Apodidae
Gene: RACGAP1
Product: Rac GTPase activating protein 1
Exons: 16
Coding region: 1-1869 (622 amino acids)
Biological process (GO): signal transduction
Source: RefSeq, a predicted model, not a curated record